This is a messenger RNA of Mizuhopecten yessoensis (Yesso scallop), 3407 nucleotides long. RefSeq lists its product as uncharacterized. The transcript is spliced from 18 exons. The coding region runs from base 209 to 2479 and encodes 756 amino acids. The record is from RefSeq and is a predicted model, not a curated record. NCBI's taxonomy places the organism in Eukaryota, Metazoa, Mollusca, Bivalvia, Pectinida, Pectinidae.
AUGUGCAAAUCAUAACAACUGAUUAGAAACAUUGACGACCUGAAGUUUAGGACCGAACGCUUACUGUUUAAAAAAAAUCUACCUUCAGGUGGGGUAAUGGCGUUUAUGACGUUAACAAAUAUCUGUACAAUUGUAAAACUUUCAACCGUUUUCAUUUAACGACUUUUCAUAAUAACAGUGAAUUCAGGGUUUUAUACAUUGUUUAAAAAUGUUCGGAAAACAGGAGCCCUCCACAAUUUCAGAGAAACCGUCAACAGUAAUAGAGGAAAGAAAAGAAACCCCACGGGAAGAACAUGUUGACAAAACCGUGGAUAGGGAAAAUACAGUACAAGUUAGUAAUAGUUCUGACCAUCAGGAUGAUGGUAUUAUCAUUGUGAAUUCGAUACAAAUUCCACAUUUACUCGACCCUGAAAAACAAAAGGAUGUACUUGAUAAGGAAAAUGAGGAAACUCCUGAAUUUACUGUUCGCCUUGGCACGUCGCUCACUAGAAAGGAUGCUGACGUCAGGGCACGUGCAUUGCUGAAGAAGCUGGAGGUGAGAUCUGUCUCGCCUUAUCCGACAUCUUCAGUGUCUAGUGUCAAAGAGUCAGUUCCUCGGUCAAGGCGGGCCAGUACCCAGAGGGACCGGGAAAGAUCUUUAAGAUACAUGUCCAGAGCUCUAGGAAAAAUGUUACGAUCGAGAGGAAGACAGAGUCUGGGAAGUAUCUCAGACUCAAUAGGAGAAAAAAUACCAACUGAACCCACAGAAAAGCCCUAUUUAAAGUUCAGAAGGAUUGCGCGAACGGUUAGACUUUUGGCUCGGAUACUGCUGGCGCUAAAAAGCUACGUACGAGAGCCUGAUAGAAGUGAGUGGUCAUUUAUGGAAAUGUACCUACAUGUCCGUGAUGACCUCCAUAAAAAGGUGGCGUUCAACCCUCACAGCUACGUCAAAGUAGAACCGAAAAGAGACAGGUUGAAACAAUUGCUUUCCAUUCCCAAAGGAACACGGACGCUGGAGGAGGUCAAAAUGACCCUUAGCCUGAUGAGAGAUAACACGUCUUUCAAAGACUAUCCGGCUCACACCCAGAUACACCUAGCGAUGUGCAUGGAAUACCAAACAUACGAGGCACGUCGGGUGAUACUGAGACAGGGUCACACCCCGUCAGCGUUCUACAUCAUGUUGUCAGGAUCAGCAAUCGUCAACACUCAACACCUUAAUCCCAGCACUGGGAAGCGAUUCUUCAGGACCGUUCAUGAGAUCGUAUCAGGGGAUAUGUUCGGUGAGAUUGCAUUACUCGAAAGUGGCAGACGAACAGCCACUGUUAUUUGCAAGACCCCGUGUGAACUUCUGGUUGUUCAAAAGGAGGAUUUUGACACAAUUAUCAAAGUGCCGCUUAUGCGAGAAAAAGUGGAGCAUAUUCAUUUUUGCAGAGAAUUGCCCCUUUUCCAGGAUUUUCCGUGUGAGGUAUUCGCAGACAAUACAAGUGGAUUCUUUUAUCAGUAUUUCAGAAAAGGCGAUGUUAUAGUCAAAGACAGCAGAGAUAGCAAGUUCAUCAUUGUCGUGGCAGAGGGGGCGUGUCAGAUGAUUAGUGACGUCAAAGAAACAGAGGCAGACCGCACGCAUGGUCCGAUGUUCGCUAAACAUAUGGAGCAAGCAUUUCCCUUGUACACAGAAAUGAGAAAAAUUCGGGUCAAAGCCAGACGCCAAAAAACUGACGACUCAAACGACACGGCCCUAGGUGUGCGCCUACUUACAGGGACACUGGAUACAUAUAAACUGGCAGCGGCGACUAAGACAAACCUCAGUCGGAUGGGUAGAAGAAAGUCUCGACAUCACCUACUCACGAGAAGUAAUACUCUUGGAUCAAUCUACGAUAACGUAGAGAAAGGACGGAAGAAAAGUGUGGUUGAGGAAAAUACGACACCACUGUGGACAGACAGAGUGAGAGGACACACCCAUCCCAAUGGCUUCCGACACUCAGCGGACGUCCACAGAAAAACGUCCCAAAGUGACAUUCCCCGUACCCAAGCACGUUCAGCGACCAACACCAAGAGCAAGUUCAAUGAAAUACAGAUGAUAGCUGAUAGCAAUAUCCCACCACCAUCACCACCACCUAUAAAUCAUCCAACAGAACCUCGGAUACUUCACGCUCAAAUUUCUGAAUUGAAACCUGGCUCCGUAUUUGGUUUGGAGGCUCUCAUUUCCCGCCCGUCUACGACCUUAAGCCUUGUCAGUGACGGAGCUGAGUGUAUCUUCAUUUCUAAGAGAUUGUUUUUGAAGGAAGCGAACAUAAAAGUUCUUCGUAUUGUUACUGACCUGGUACACAACCAUCCAUGUCAUGACUACAUCAAAGAGCAAGUAUAUACAUACCGGAAGUGGAGGAAAUACAAGAUGGACACGGUACUUGAUGUAGUUGACAGACAUCGAAGCAUGGAGGUCGCAAUCGUAGGAGGAACGCCCGACAAAAAGUUUCCCAUUCCAAGCGAAGCUUAUAACUAACAUUACUAGUAAAAAGGAUACAUGAUGUGUUCAUUCUCACCUUCAUCAAAUGUUAACAAUGUUCGGAAUAACAGAUGGAGAAUCAAGUCAAUUAGGCUAAGCUUUGUUUAGUAUCUUGAAGUAGACGCGCGAGAGUGUAUGAUAUUAACGAGUAGUCUGCGACGCUUUCCUCUAUGCGUUUUAUCCUUAGAACUAAGAUGUGCUGGAGGUCUUCAUGACUGUAUUUAUGUCACGGACGCGUUAUAACUGCGGGAUAAUUUUAGACAAUGCCUUUGUGUGAGGGAUGACUAGCUGACCUUUUAGUUUUAUUCCUUGUCGGUCCUUGUUCUACGUUACAUUCAUAUUUUUUAUUAUUUGAAAAGGUCACUACGUAAAGUUAAUCGAAUGAAUUGUCGAUUCAAUUGUCGCUUUGUUCAUUGUAAACACCUAAGUGCAUAUCCACCUGCUGGUCAUGUGUCUUAUGAAGGUUACACAUCAUGCUUAAGCUAUCAUUUCUUGUUUGAAAUGAACCUGUUUACCAUAUAAAAGUCAAACUUUUUGAGAGAAAGGAUAGCGUUGAUUAUUAAUAGAGGAUCAUUUGAAAAUGGCCUUCAACGCGUAAUUUCAUUUGGUCAUUACCAGAAACUAUUCUUCGCGUCACACAUGUUUGCUGGAUGUGCGGUGCCCAUACUUAAAGGCUAGAGGUGGAAUACAAUUGGACAAUUUCCCAGUGUCUUACGAACGUUAAUAUAACAUCAAUAACCGAUGUUAAUACAUCACUGGUAUUUAAGGUACAUUUUGUACCGAAAUGAAUCAUUUUAUUUUUUGCAGAAAUCACUGCUUAGAUCUUUGUUUAGAAUGAUGUUCCUGGCAUACUCGUUAAACCCUGACUGAGAUAUAAGGCCAUGUCUUCCGUUGAGUUCACAUAUAAGAAUUUAAUUUACAAUAA